GGAGUAUAUAACUGUUUGAAAAAGUUUAACUUAUUAAACAAAUCUCAAAAUAGAAUGCACGAAAUGAUAUAGAGGGCGCACUCUUACCGGCUUCGAGAUGUCGUUUUGCAGGUUUUCGCUUUUGGCCCGACAGUUCAGUACAUCAAGUACUGCGGCCCAGUUAGUCAAGCCUCCUAUACAGGUCUUUGGUCUUGGUGGACGCUAUGCCCAUGCACUCUACUCAGCGGCUAGUAAAGAAAAGAAGCUGGAUGUUAUCGAUAAAGAGCUCAAGUCAGUCGAGGAAACUCUACAGAAGAAUGUUAAGCUGGCAGAUUUCAUCAGUAAUCCAGUCAUUAAUCGACUGAACAAAAUCAGUGUGCUGAAUGACUUCUUGAAGAGUCAGAAGAUGUCACCCACAACGAUCAACUUCAUGACAGUCCUGGCUGACAACAACCGGCUGGGAAAGAUGAAGGAAGUCUUCAACGCGUGGGCUCGAAUCAUGAGCUCUCAUAGGGGUGAAGUCGUCUGCACCAUCACAACAGCCAAGCCACUUGAUGCAAGCCAACUGAAGGAGGUUCAGAGCGCAUUAAAAGGUUUCGUCAAGAAGACUGAAACACUUCAAAUGAACAUGCAGGUUGAUUCUUCUGUCAUGGGUGGAAUGGUGGUUGAGAUCGGAGACAAGUACGUAGACAUGUCAACAGCAACGCAAGUCAAGACAAUGACAAACCUCAUUAAAGAAGCUAUAUAAUCUAUGGACGUCCUGUUAGACCAGCCAACUUAUGACACGUAGUGGUUGGCAAGAUUUUUAAAGAGGUUUUAAUGAGAGUUUAUAGACCAGAAUUUUGUUGAUUUUGGAUUGGAGUAUUUCCGGGGGAUUGGUUUUGUAGACCAUCAUUCUUGUGGAUGUUUACAUUGCUUGUUUAUUGAGAACAGUCUUAUAUGCCAUCUUGGACUAGUUCCUUUUACAUGGUAGACAAGAUCCCAUUGGAGUUGGUCUCUAAAUUACCGGCACCAGUUUAGAAUUGUCAAGUCGAGACUUUGUUGGUCUUGUUUUUCUAGGAACAGAUAUGCAUGAUUUAAUUGGAGUUUGACGUGUGCAUUUAGGGUUUUCAUAAACAUGGAAAGUAACAUUCAAAUGAAAAAAAAAUAGAUUUUGUUCACAAUAAAAUUGGACAGUUGCUUUGGUGUUUGUUAUGCUCCACUGUCAGAAGACGAGCUUGUACUGGUAACGUUCUUGCAAACAUUCUGAAAGUUACUACAAAAAAGAUCUCCGAAAUGACUAGCAGCAGUGAUUAAGCCUUCAAAGAUAGAAUUCUAAUUGUAACCUGGGUUAAUAGGUACAUGUAAUAAAUUAACUCUAUAUUUCAACUUAAAGACAAUUUGGAAUGGUUCCUACUUCCCGAAUGUAGUUUGGCACUUACCAUUGCACUGUAUCCACAACUUAACAGUGUUGGUUCAUUUAAUAAAAUUGUUUUGCGAUGAUCUGA
Messenger RNA from Patiria miniata (bat star), 1466 nucleotides. Its product is annotated as ATP synthase subunit O, mitochondrial-like. Bases 98 to 727 code for a protein of 209 amino acids. The record is from RefSeq and is a predicted model, not a curated record. The transcript has 7 exons. NCBI's taxonomy places the organism in Eukaryota, Metazoa, Echinodermata, Asteroidea, Valvatida, Asterinidae. Gene Ontology annotation, molecular function: proton-transporting ATP synthase activity, rotational mechanism. Gene Ontology annotation, cellular component: membrane. Gene Ontology annotation, biological process: proton motive force-driven mitochondrial ATP synthesis.